UCCUGGGCAGGGAGAGCGUUUCCAUUAUGUUCUGGUUUUCAUGCUGUCACAAGCUGCCAUCCUUAUAUCUUAUUACAGUAGCAAUGAGAGGAAGACUCCACCGUUAGAAACAUAAUGUGACACACAAUCAACAGAAUCAAGUUCUGUCACCAUGUUACUGAGCUAACGUUAGCUACGAGGCUACUUUGACAAUCCUUUUAAGUUGCUGACAGGUUAGCUUGCUGCGGCUAACUCCGCUAUGUGACUAACUCAGGCGAUAAAGAAACUCCCUGCAACUCCCAGGUGUUGCAGGUCGCUCUCAUGUGCCCAUGGAGAAGGUGGCCUUUGAGGGGUGGCUGGAGACAGUCUCCGCCGCUUUCCUUACUCUGAAUGACCAGCAGAGGAACCAGUCUCUGGACCACCUCAUCUCGCUCAGCGGUGCGGUUCAGCUGCGUCACCUGUCCAAUGGGCUGGAGACGCUGCUCAAACGGGACUUCCUGCGCCUCCUACCUCUGGAGCUAGCCUUCUACCUGCUCCGCUGGCUCGACCCGGAGACCCUGCUCAUCUGCUGCCGCGUCUGCAAACAGUGGAAUAAGGUGAUCAGCUCGUGCACAGAGGUGUGGCAGGGUGUGUGUCGAGAGCUCGGCUGGAGGAUCGAUGAGUCCAUCCAGGACGCAACUCACUGGAAGGGGGUUUACCUGAAGGCCAAACUGAGGAUGGUGCAGCUGAAGGACCAGGUGGCCUUCGAGACGUCCUCCCUCAUCGGACACAGCGCUCGAGUCUACGCGCUCUACUACAAAGACGGACUCCUCUGCACAGGUUCUGACGACCUCUCUGCCAAAUUAUGGGACGUUCGCACAGGGCAGUGCAUUUAUGGGAUCCAGACACACACCUGUGCCACGGUGAAGUUUGAUGAACAGAAGCUGGUGACCGGAUCUUUUGACAACACCAUUGCAUGCUGGGAGUGGAGCAGCGGUGCCAAAAUCCAGCAGUUCAGAGGUCACACAGGAGCAGUGUUCAGUGUGGACUACAACGAUGGGCUGGACCUGCUGGUCAGCGGCUCUGCAGACUUCUCGGUGAAGGUGUGGGCUCUGGCUGCAGGAGCGUGUCUCAACACUCUGACGGGACACACCGAGUGGGUCACGAAGGUGAUCCUGCAGAAGAGUGAGGUGGAGUCAAUGGUGCACAGUCCCGGUGAUCACAUCCUCCUAAGUGCUGAUAAGUAUGAGAUAAAGGUCUGGCCUUUAGGCAGAGAGAUAAACUGUAAGUGUCUGAAGACUCUGUCUGUGUCGGAGGAUCGCAGCAUCAGCCUGCAGCCUCGUCUGCAGUUUGACGGGCGAUACAUCGUCUGCAGCUCCGACCUCGGAGUCUAUCAGUGGGACUUCGCCAGCUUCGAGAUCCUCAGGGUGAUAAAAACACAGGACCCAGCGAACCUGUCCCUGCUCAGCUUCGGCGAGGUGUUCGCUCUGCUGUUUGAUAACCACUUUCUGUAUGUGAUGGACCUUAGGACUGAGGCGAUCUCAGGGCGCUGGCCUCUGCCCGCCUACAGGAAGUCUAAACGCGGCUCCAGCUUCCUGGCUGGCGUGACGUCCUGGCUGAACGGGCUGGACGGGGACAAUGACUCUGGACUGGUGUUUGCCACCAGCAUGCCCGACCAUAGCAUUCACUUAGUCCUGUGGAGGGAGAACGGAUAGAAGGACGCCAGGCGCCGGCACGGUGCUCCAAACAGCCAAGAUACAUCAUGCAUGGACCAAAGCAUUUUGUUUUUAUCUGUCUCUUCCUCAGCGUACCGUCCUCCUCCUCACACACACAGGAAUGCUCACAGACUGAGAACCACGCUCAAACGGAUUCUGCAGAACCCUGUGAACCUCUGAGUGGUCUUCAGAACUGUGGACAGGAACAGACGUGAUGAAAGCCAGCGUGUGUCAGCGGCUUCUAAAAUGUAAAACAAAACCACAGAAACUCUCUGGUCAGAAGCUGAAGGGGGGCAGUUUCUGUCAGAUCUGCUCUCUGCUCACUCCAGCACCGUGCUCUGUGAACGUUUGUAGCUAACAUAUGAUUCAUGAGGCUAAUGUUAGCCUCUGAGCUUUCUCACCAGGUAAACACUACGUCACCUGUAGCUCCAACAAGCACCAUGCUCAGCUGUUCAUGGAGCAGAUCUGCAGAAACAUCUGAAGAAGAGAAGAGUCGCCUUAAAUACAGACUCUGUCAAUUAUGGAGGACGUCUCUGAAGACGUCAGAGCUCCAAAUUAAAGGGACCUCUGGGACUUUUUUCAAACUGGAGCUAAAACUUUACAGAGCUAAGAUCUAAGUGACUCACAGGUUAAAAAGAAAGCAGUUUUAAGUUUCACCUGGUCGAGUUCUUCCUCCUGCAGCAAGUAAACAAGCUGUAACGUCUGCAACUCAAUCACCUCUUUAUUUAACAGAGUUAGAAAGUUUCUCCUUGACACGAUACUCGAUGAUUAAAUCAUGAUAGGUCCUUGAAGCAGACCUACUGAUAUCAGUUGUAUUAUCCACAUUGAUGGUAUAUAAAGAUGGAUGGAUCUUCACCUGUAACUGAUGUACUAAAGUGAAGCCAAAACACUCCCUCCACAGAUUAUGUAUUCAGAGUCAGUCUGUGCAGUAUAGAUUGUAAACCCACCUUUACCUUGUUGCUAAAGCAUCAUGGCUCCCUCAGGUGGGUCCAGACCACAGAGUCACAGGUUCUUGUGUGGGUUUGAAGCAGACUCUCACGGUUAUAGUGUGUUCAAUGACUCUUGUGUUAGUGUUUGUUACGUUUCCUCUUGCCGUUCCUCCUCUACUCUGAUAAUCUGGAGCAUGCAGCGCUGCAGGAACCUGAUUGGUCAACAGAGCUGUCAAUCAUGGCCUUACUAUGGAAGAGGGUUUUGGCCUCUGAUUAUUUUUAAGUCCUAACCUUUUUUCUCAAAAUUCUGUCUUUAAGAUCAACGACAACAUUCUAGAAUUCUGUCUUUAGAAUCAAAGACAACAUUCUAGAAUUCUGCCUUUAAGAUCAACGACAUCAUUCUAGAAUUCUGUCUUUGAUGUCAGAAUUCCAAGAGAAAAGUCAACGUUCUGAAGAAGAGUCAGAUCUAAACUGAUCCUGUUUUAUCCCUCUUUUUUAUCAUCAAGAACUAAUUCAAAGUAAACUAGUCAUAAACAUGAAAACUGAGACAUAAAUCAGCACGAUAAGGACUAACUAUAAUGACAGAAACCAUGUUUGACAAACGUUUAUUUGACCUGUGUUUGAUUUUACACUUUGACCCAUGUCCUAUCUGUUAACAUGAAGCAGGCGGGGCUUAUGAGCUGUACUGAAGACAGUCAGAAGGGAGAGAUCUGAAGGUUUUGGCUUCACUUUGAGGAGCAGUUCAUGUUGUACAUCAUUGUAUACAGUCUGUGCUUUGCAAUCAAGGAAUCCACCUCAGUCGUUACAGCCUGUUUGAUCCUCUGAAAUGUUCUGAAACAUUUAUUUAUCAGUUAAUUCGACGCUAACAUAUUAAGAAGAUGGCCAAGGUUGAAAAAAGUCAGAGUCCCCUUUAAGGAGACGUCCCUGAGAGGUUUUUAGAUGGUCCGCAGAGAGCUGGUCUGGUACAUUGUGGUGAACAAUGUAAAUCUUGGAGAGUUCCUCGUGGUCACAGAAUCUGCUUUUUUAGGGAUGUGUGGUUUCAUGUGGGCUUGAGAAAAUGUGAUGUGCCUUUUCAGUUGGUUUGAUGUUACAAACUAGAAUUCCCGGGCACAUGGCAGCGAGCUGACGACUGCAUUGUAACUCUUACUUUCAUGUUUUCAUAUUUACUGUGCUCUAACAGUCCAGGAUGUCUGUAUUUUAUAGUGCUCUACCUGACGUGCUCAGUGAGACGCUCUCUGGGUCUCUGACGGUGUGAAACAUCAGGGGUUUAUUUUUCUAAAGGACUCAUCGCUCAGCGGAGGAAGUAUCUAAAUUUAAUGUUUUAGGCAGAAAAUUGAAAAGAAUAAAUCUGCUCGUACUAAAGUGAAACUUAAACCAUGAAGGAGAGUUCCCAGAAUCCUCUUUGUUGUCUUCCUGCAGCAGCACAGAUUGACUCUAAUGUGCACAGAGUAGAUGUACAGACUGUUCUUAGUUUAAACAGCAGUAUGAUAGUCUGUCUCUUGCAGCUCACACGUGAUCUGUACAUACAACGAGGAGCAGGACAUGAAGCGUUUGUUGAUGUGUAUCUUCAGAGUCGAUUGCAUUGAACCACUGCACACUGUUGUUUCUCUCACUGCACCGUCACAGCUCUUUGGUCACCUGCAUCAGUCUACAAUCAGCUCGAGCUGCAGUCUUUAAUAAAUACAGAAACACACCGAC
Molecule: messenger RNA, 4300 nt
Organism: Notolabrus celidotus (New Zealand spotty)
Lineage: Eukaryota; Metazoa; Chordata; Actinopteri; Labriformes; Labridae
Gene: fbxw2
Product: F-box and WD repeat domain containing 2
Exons: 8
Coding region: 309-1673 (454 amino acids)
Molecular function (GO): protein binding
Source: RefSeq, a predicted model, not a curated record